Molecule: messenger RNA, 3142 nt
Organism: Tachysurus vachellii
Lineage: Eukaryota; Metazoa; Chordata; Actinopteri; Siluriformes; Bagridae
Gene: kcnq2a
Product: potassium voltage-gated channel, KQT-like subfamily, member 2a
Exons: 17
Coding region: 210-2738 (842 amino acids)
Biological process (GO): potassium ion transport; transmembrane transport
Cellular component (GO): membrane
Molecular function (GO): voltage-gated potassium channel activity
Source: RefSeq, a predicted model, not a curated record
UCUACAGCUCGACAUUUAACGAAAUGCGCUUGCGAUGGGUUUAAAAACCUAAACGCAGGACAAAACUUGUGUUCUCAGACAGGCGAGCAUGAGAUCACUGCAGCUUCGCUCCACUGGAUUUUUCCAGUAGGGUACAAUCUCUGAACACACACCCAUUCGGGAGAUGCUCGUUUUCCAGCCUGACAGCGUGGCUCUCUGAGGCUCUGACAAUGGCGAAGAAAUCUGCCAACGGAGACCUCUCUCGCUCUCCGUCGCAGGAGAAGAAAAAGCCGAAGGUGGGUUUUGUGGGAGUGGAUGCCAGCGGCGCGGAGACGAGCCGGGACGGCGCGCUGCUUAUCGGGAGCGGAGAGAGCGCGCGCCGGAGCUCCAGCGGCAGGAUGGGUCUGUACAGAGCGCGAGCGAGCUUGGGCGGCGCGCGCGGGACUCACCGACGCAGCGCGGGCUACCGGAGACUGCAAAAUUUCCUCUACAACGCACUGGAAAGACCGCGAGGCUGGGCGUUUGUCUACCACGCUUACGUCUUCCUGCUGGUGUUCUCCUGCCUUGUCCUAUCCGUGUUUGCUACUAUAAAAGAGUUCAAAAACAGUUCAGAGAAUGCCUUGUACAUUCUGGAAAUUGUGACCAUCGUGGUGUUUGGUGUGGAGUAUAUAGUGAGGCUCUGGGCUGCUGGCUGCUGCUGUCGUUACAGAGGAUGGAAAGGGAGGCUGAAAUUCGCUCGCAAGCCGUUCUGUGUUAUAGACAUCAUGGUGCUGUUUGCCUCUGUGUCUGUGCUGGCUGCUGGCUCUCAGGGCAAUGUGUUUGCCACCUCGGCCAUCCGCAGUCUCCGGUUCCUGCAGAUCCUCAGGAUGCUGCGUAUGGACCGCCGGGCAGGCACAUGGAAACUCCUGGGAUCUGUGGUCUAUGCACAUAGCAAGGAGCUCAUCACUGCAUGGUAUAUUGGCUUCCUCUGUCUCAUCCUGGCCUCUUUUCUGGUGUACUCAGUAGAGAAGGAUAAUAAUGCAGCUAUGUUCGAGACCUACGCUGAUGCUCUCUGGUGGGGCCUGAUCACUUUGACCACUAUUGGUUAUGGGGACAAGGUUCCGGCCACAUGGAAUGGACGCCUGAUUGCCGCAACCUUCAGCUUGAUUGGUGUGGCUUUCUUUGCUCUGCCAGCAGGAAUUCUGGGCUCAGGCUUUGCUCUGAAAGUCCAGGAGCAGCACAGACAGAAGCAUUUUGAGAAACGCAGGAACCCUGCUGCAAGCCUGAUUCAGGCGGCCUGGAGAUUCUAUGCUACAAACCUCUCUCGAACAGACCUGCUGUCAACUUGGGAUUUUUACGAGCAGACAGUAUCUGUUCCAAUGUACAGACUGAUCCCUCCUUUUAAUCAACUGGACCUCUUGCGCAGUCUGAAGGGCAAAUCUGGAUUCAGAAAGGACUCACAGCCUGAAGCUUCUCCCAGCCGUAAACCAAGCAUAAAAGAGAAAGCAUUCCUCAGCCCUUCUAAGAGUGCAGGUGGAAAGGAGACCAAAUCACCUGGAGCGGAUGAGGGAGCAGAAGAAAGUCCAAGCAAAGUGCCAAAGAGCUGGAGCUUCACUGAGCGAAACCGCUCCAGACAUUCCUUUAAGAGCAAAGAGGGCCGGACCUCAGAAGUGCUGAUUGAGAUGCAGGAUGAAGACCUCGGAAUGAAGAGAUCUCCAGCAAUUGAGGGGUUGAUCAAAGCAAGUCUUCCAGAGGACUUUGGUGAUGAUAGAAAUUAUGAAUUUCUCCAAGAUAUGUCUCCUGCACUGAAAGCCACCAUAAGGGGAAUCUGUAUCAUGCGUUUCCUGGUGUCUAAGAGACGGUUUAAAGAGAGCUUGAGGCCAUAUGAUGUAAUGGAUGUGAUUGAGCAGUAUUCAGCAGGCCAUCUGGACAUGCUUUCUCGCAUCAAGAACCUGCAGUCCAGGGUGGACCAGAUAGUGGGCAAGGGAGUAUCAUCAGGGGAAAAGGAGAAACCCAAGAGUGACAUGGCUCAGGAAAAUGACCCCAGCAUGAUGGGACGAUUUUUCCGGAUGGAGAAACAGGUGGUUGCGAUGGACCGCAAACUUGACUUCUUGGUGAAUGUGUACACCACACGCAUGGGUAUUCCACGCUCUGAAACUGAGGCGUUGCUGGGCUUCAAGAUGGCUGAUCCAGCACCACCUUACCAUAGCCCAGAAGAAAAGAGUGAGAAGGUGCAGGAUGAAAAGGAAGAGAAGAAUAACCCGGAGCCCAGCCCGACUGGGACACCUGCCAAUAGUAUGUGCCGCCCAUCCACAUCCUGGAAUCAGCCAAGCGAGCAGCCACUCAAUGUUCCUCUUUGGAAUAACAGCCGUGGGGCAUCACCAGGCACUGAUGACCCAUCAAUUUACCGUAUCCCACCUCCACCUCCACAUGACAGCGGGGAUGGCGGACGGCAAAGGCGACACAGACACACACGGCCUAAAACAGGUGUUGACAGCGACACAUCCCUCUCCAUUCCUUCAGUGGACCACGAGGAGUUAGACCGCUCAUUCAGUGGCUUCAGCAUCUCACAAGCCAAGGAGGAGGAUUUCCUUCCUCCAGUGAAUCUUGGACUGUUUGGAGGAGGAAGAGGAAUACCCUUCUGUACUCGUAUCAGACCCUACUUGGCUGAAGGGGAAUCAGACACAGACUCAGAACUUUACACACCUGGUGCUCCUUCACCUCUAUCAUUUACAGGUGAGGUGGCAUUCGGAGACAGGGGCUGGCCAGGUCUGAAGUAGAAGAAAAUGCCUAAAGGAGACUUCAAAUUGCAACAAGAGCCUUCGGAUCUUGAGUGGAUGAUAAUAAGAACAAUAACAUAAUCAAAGAACCCAAUGUGGAUAUUAAUGCAUGAGGAUUAAAAUCACACAGUUAGAAACUAAUGAACAUGAUCCACUCAAUGGACACUUGUUACUGUAUUUGGUAUAAUGAUAAUAUCACAUUGGCAAGAGAGUGACUUUAACAAAAAAGAAAUGUAACCUAAUUUGUGGCCUCAUAAAUCAAGACAUUUGUCUUGUUUGCAGACUUAAAAAAAAUGUUUUCAUGUAAGCAGGUAUUGGCAAGGGUUAUUCAUCUCAUGGGCCAUUUGUUUGUAAUAAUGUAGUUAUGUAUAGUUAUGAUACCAAUGCUUAUUACCAAGGCAAUA